Molecule: messenger RNA, 1449 nt
Organism: Perca flavescens (yellow perch)
Lineage: Eukaryota; Metazoa; Chordata; Actinopteri; Perciformes; Percidae
Gene: dpf2l
Product: D4, zinc and double PHD fingers family 2, like
Exons: 11
Coding region: 75-1298 (407 amino acids)
Biological process (GO): nervous system development
Cellular component (GO): nBAF complex
Source: RefSeq, a predicted model, not a curated record
CCUGUGAGGCAGUAACGGUCACAAACGUCUAUGCGCAGGCGCAGUGGUACUUCACACAACCGCAAUAAGCAAACAUGGCGGCGGCCGUCGACAGUGUUGUGAAAGUGCUGGGAGAGCAGUACUAUAGAGAUGCUAUGGAGCAGUGUCAUAGUUACAACGCUCGCUUAUGUGCUGAGCGCAGCAUCCUCAUGCCUUUCUUGGACUCUCAGACUGGUGUAGCCCAGUCUAACUGUUACAUCUGGAUGGAGAAGAGACACCGGAGUGCAGGUGUAGCUCCAGGGCAGCUGUACACUUACCCAGCCCGUCGCUGGAGGAAGAAACGCCGUUCCCACCCCCCUGAGGACCCCCGCUUGGCCUUCCCCCCUCUCAAAGCAGCAGAUUUGGAGCUGGGUCUGAAGCGUGAUGCUUUGGGGACUGUGGAUGGCAGCAGUCUGGAGGCCCUGCUGAAAGGGGAGCCCCUCGACAGGAGGAGCGGAGUGUCGGACCUCCGCGGCCCUGAAGAUGACUCCGUAACUGUGGAGCCUCCUGCUACCUCAGCGGCCACUCACACGUCCUCUGGGCGUGUCCGCAAGCGAGUCCUUGACCAUGAUGACUACUUGGACGACCUGGAUGAUGACGACUUUGAGGACGAGACCCCCAAGAGACGAGGCAAGAGCAAGUCCAAGGGUCGCAGUGACAAGAAUGGCAAGAAAAAACAGGAGGCUGCAGCUGCAGCGCUGGAGGAGAGGGACAAACCUUACGCCUGCGACAUCUGUGGGAAGCGCUACAAGAACCGUCCUGGCCUGAGCUACCACUAUACACACUCUCACCUGGCGGAGGAGGAGGGCGAGGACCGCGAGGAGAUCGAGGCACCACCCACUCCUCGCCAGCCUGAGGAGCAGAAGACAACUAAGAAGGGUCCCAAUGGGCUGGCACUGCCCAACGAUUACUGUGACUUCUGUCUUGGAGACUCUACUUUAAACCAGAAGACUGGCCAAUCAGAAGAGCUGGUGUCCUGCUCAGACUGUGGCCGCUCAGGCCAUCCAACAUGCCUGCAGUUCACACCAGUGAUGAUGGCUGCAGUGAAGACCUACCGCUGGCAGUGCAUCGAGUGCAAGUGCUGCAACGUUUGCGGCACCUCAGAGAAUGACGACCAGCUGCUGUUCUGUGAUGACUGUGACCGAGGCUAUCACAUGUACUGUCUAAGUCCCCCCAUGACUGAACCACCAGAGGGGAGCUGGAGCUGCCACUUGUGCCUGGCUCUGCUGAAGGAUAAAGCCUCCAUAUACCAGCAGAACCAGAGCUCCGCCCCAGAGUGACAUCAUAUCAACAAGUCCCGCCCCAUCAGUAACGGGACCCGCCCCCGAUGGAAAAGUCAGACCUCCUCUCAGUCCGGAGCUCCAGGCUCUGUCCAGAUGUAGCAGGGCCAGAUUGCAGAUCAGCUUUAGAAGUCUUAAUAUCUACAGUGUC